Molecule: messenger RNA, 4212 nt
Organism: Symbiodinium natans
Lineage: Eukaryota; Dinophyceae; Suessiales; Symbiodiniaceae
Source: the annotation of a GenBank genome assembly
AUGCUGCCCAUGCCCACCGACCGGUCGCUGACAAUUCCUUGGCAUAUUCCUCUUCGAGAAAACGUCUUCAUGCAGAUCCGGAGCCAAGAUGCUUUGGAUUCAGAGCGUGCGGUAAGAACCUUGAACACAAGAGCCAUGCCAGAAGGGAUGAGCCAUGCCAGCUUCAAAGUGAUCUCUGCGACUUUCGAUGAUCCAGACUUCACCUUCUUUGCCUCUCGGGAGUUCUUCCUGUCCCGCCAGGCUGACUGCGUAGAGAAGCUGCACCCAAAAACACAGAGAGCUCCCACCUUAGUCAAGGACAAGCGUUACCAACAUGAUCAACGCUUCAGGGUGAAGCAGAUCACCGCUGGUUUGGCAGCAGUCGCCAAGCAGCAGACACAAUUUGGCAAGGCGCUGCUGGAGCAGUUUGACAAGUCGAACUGGACAGAGCUCCCAGCAAUCGAGCUGCAUAUGUACCCCAAGUAUCCGCGGUAUGCGAAGUCUCAGUGGCAGGUGCUCUUGGUGCCGAAGGCGCCUGAGCUUUUUGGCGCGACCGUACAUUUGUGUCAGCCGCAGCCAAAGAGAUGCGUUGCCAAAGUGACCUUUGAGCCUUUGCCCAUGCGGCUGAGGAGGUUCUGGGGUGGAUCGGACCCAGACGACCCACUGCGAUCGGCACCGCACCGAUUGCUUUUCGUUCUGGAGAUCUUCCUGCUGCUCGUCCUUGGCAUCGCCAGCUGCGCCACAGCUCUGUAUUUCGUGACGUACGCGUCUCUUGCCAUCUGGCGUGGGAACUGUGAGAACGACGAAGGCGGCCACAGCGCACAGUUACAGAGUCGCUCACAGAUCGUGGAGCAGCUUUUGCACGAGAAGUUGCCCAAAUCCUACAAGCUGCGUCGCCAUGCUGAGGUCUUGCAAGAUAUUCAGCACGAUGACAUGGCUGUUGAUGUCUUGGAUGCCGGGCAGGAGGUAUUGGUGCUUGAGGUACAGCGUUAUGAGGGCCGAAAACGCGGCUUCCUGGAAGGCCUCUGGGACAGCGGCCCUGCAACUCCCGAAGUGUGGGGUCGCCUGGACGAUCCGAAAGGGCCCAAAGGAUGGAUCCUGCUUUCUGAAGACUCGAGAGGAGUUAUGGGGGUCCUUGGUGACCGAGCCCCCUACCGUGCCAAUCCAAAGCUGAUGGUCCCUAUGUUCAUUUUUGUGCGCAGGCAGCUGGUUCUUGCAACGAGCCACGCCUCAGCACAGUGGCUUCUCCUGCAGAGCUACGUCGGCCUCAUGCCCUUGGCCAUCCUGCUGUUCAUCGCCGCCAGCCUCACAGCCAUGCAUGUGCGGGUGCUGACGCAAGCACUGUCAACGCAGAAGUGGGGCAUUUGCUGCGAUCAAAUGUUGGAGAAGCACAGGCAGCGCCUCCGACCUGACAAGAGCAACGCCGCGCUGCACUUUGUUGUUUGCGUUGUGCUGGUGGUGGUGGCCAUGGUCUUGGGAGUCUUGGGUGUCAUCCUGGCAGAGCCAUCAGCUUCAGGGUCAUCAGCUUCAGGGUCAUCAGCUUCAGGGUCAUCAGCUUCAAGGUCAUCAGCUUCAGGGUCAUCAGCUUCAUUUGCUUGGGCGCUUUAUUUCGCCAUGCUGGUGGCUGUCUCCUUGCACGCGUAUGACUUGAGGGCUUCCCUCCGAGCUCUCAGCACAUGGAGAGAGCCAGCGCUGGCUUGCGAGUUCACGGAGUAUCCACACGAAAAGCUGCCCCCCUCAAACAUCCCGUUCGCGACCUUGACGAGAGAAAGGGAGCUUCAGUACCUUGCGGCCGGCCUCAUGACAUGUCUGAUAUGCGCAGUGGGCCUAAGCGUCCUGGCUCUCAUAUGCCUGGACGCUGUGCAGGUUCGCGGCAGCUUGGUCGAGUACUCUUUCAGCAAGGGACAUCUUGUGUAUUUGGGAAACACCAUAGCUCUGCACAACACCCUUUUGCUGCAUGACGGCACCGACUCCAUGGACUUCUCCUUCGAAGCAGGAGAAGGCACAAAAUGGAUCCAGGCCUAUCUUGAACAUCCGCAGCUGGAAGCAAACGACAGUGCUGCGCUCGACUUCUACCAGGCCCAUCGAGUGCGCGCAGAAGCUGGAGGUAGAAGCUUCCUAGCCGGGGCGUUUACGGCAGAUCUGCCAGCCGGGCCCUUGUACAGCAGGAUAGUGCUGCGAGCGGCGGACAGUGUUUCUUGGUUCAAUUCCACUGACUCGAACCCGACCGAAUACAUCUUUCACAUAAUUCGCGUGGGAGAGGCCCUCUCACUUACGCUAGAUGGCGAGGUUUCCUCAAAUAGGAUGGGCAGGCCUGUCCACUUCUCGGAGCGUCGUCGAUGGCUCUACCAGGAGAAGCAUCCUGACUGGUACAUUCCAGCCCUGGAUGAGCAUUUUCAUGCCAGACUGGAGGUACAGCUUCAGCCUAUUUGUUUUGCACCCCUUCAGAACGCUCAGAGGGCCGCAAAGCUGACAGCAUCCCACGCAUCUCUCGUCCAGUAUGCCAAAACAUGCCGCAACCAUUGUGGCGAGGAAACUGCCGGUGUCGGCACACAGUGCCUGGCAGAACUGCAGGUUCAACCCGGACCGAAUGGCAACUCGGCCAUGUGCCUCUUCCUGCGCAACACGAGCGACGAGCUCCACCUUGACACUACCAAGGGAGUCGUGUCUGAAGAGUCUGAAGACUCGGGCUUGCUGCAGUGGCUGCAAGACACCGGCAGGACAUGCGCAAGGCUUCGGACCAAUCCGCUCCAUGAUUUCGAAUACCUAAGCCCAGUCGAGCGGUCUCUGUCCAGCCGGAUCUCAACCACCUUCAACAUUUCGCUGCCUGCAAAAGAGAUGUUGCAGAGCACUGAGCUGCUGAUCGCUCCAGCUGAUGCUGAGAUUCGGGCUGUGCCACUCCGGAUCGUUCCGCAUGCACCGCGCUUCGAGUUGAGCAGCGGCGUGGGCUUCUUCCUGCCACCUUAUGCCGUGGACAGCAGUACGAGAGAAUACGCAGCCUGCUUCCUGCCUGACCUGGAUUCUGUUAAGGCCUUACCGCUGGAUUCGCGAUUUCACAUAGAGACACAGGAAGUUGAGAUAGGCAAGGAUUGCCUUGGCCACCGAGUGUUCCAGAAACGCUUCUGGGCUGUACACAGCAAGCAACGCGACUACUAUUAUCAGCCCUGGAAUGGGCUCUAUGAUGUCCUCGUGCAUCUUUCACCCGAGCGAUGCCUAACGGAAGCGGUCGACUUGAACAACCUCACGGCCUUGCGUAUGAUGAAUGACAAGUGGGUUUUCAACGCGGGCAAGAAGCAGAGCUGUGGCGUUGUGCAGAUGGCUGUGCGGUUGAACCGCUUGCAGCUGAUCCCAGAGCUGCUGGAGCAUUGGGAUGGGGAUUGUCAAGGUUGUGAGGAGACUCCUUUGGGCGUCGCAGCAGCAGAGGGCAAUCUGGAAGCCAUCAAGAUGCUCAUGAAGAGCCCGCAAGUGGGAGUGGACACGAUGGAUGCAAAUGGCUGGUCGCCACUCGUUCGGGCCACGCAACAUUGCAAUCCGUCGGUGGUGAAACAUCUGGCAGAUAGCAAGAGCAACGUCGUGAACCUCUUCAUGCCCAACACCACGUGCUUGACUCCGUUGCUCUCGAUCUUUGCGUGCAACCGGGGAGACAAAGGGAGCCGACCUUGCCGGACCACAGACGAUGAGACGGCUUACCUUAGAAGUCCUCAUGUGGUCCAGCUCAUCAAGGUUUUGCAAGAUGCUGGUGCGAACCUCUCUGUAGCAGCUCAGGGCGACUGCAAACCGCAGGCAGCGCUCGUGAAGGCCAUCCAAUGUGGAAAUCUUCUGGCGGUGCCGCGUCUGCUAGAGCUUGGGGCAGAUCCCAACAGGGGAGGCCAAUACGAAGGCGGCAAGGUGAGCCGACCUCUCAUGGUCCUUGCCGAUGAGCACUUGGAGUACGAAAAUAUCGACUCGACAAAGUUCGCCGAGCUGGCAAAGCUUUUACUAGAUGCUGGCGCCGAUGUGAACUGGAGAGGAGGAGAAUAUGGCUCGACCGUUUUGAUGCAGGCGGCGGGCAAAUGCCGGGCUGGCGCGGUGAAGCUCCUCCUGGAACAUGGUGCGGAUCCUGCUGUGGAGGAUGACGAUGGAGCCACAGCCAUGGAUUACAUAGACCCAGAAUAUCUCACAGAUGAAUGUGAAGAGGACGAAAAAGGUUUCGAUGAAACUCACCGCCUGUUGGAGCAGCACAGGUCAAGAUGA